Sphaeroforma arctica JP610 is the source of this 1284-nucleotide messenger RNA. RefSeq lists its product as hypothetical. The record is from RefSeq and is a predicted model, not a curated record. The transcript has 7 exons. The annotation marks the transcript as partial. Lineage: Eukaryota; Ichthyosporea; Ichthyophonida.
AUGUGCCAUCUUGUAGAUAACAGACAGGCCUUCUACGGAGCGUUGGACGACGUUCGAGUGUACACAAGAGCAUUAACACUGUCUGAGCUCAGUGACGUGCACCACUCCCGACCACAACAACGCCUAGACAAUCUGCUGGCCAGAUUUACCUUUGACAAUGAGGGACCACUCAUAGAGGCUGUGGGCGAAGGGAAGGAUAACUUUACCGUAUAUACUGGUGAUGGCUACCAAGUGUUCUAUCCCACGUUUGAUGUGUCGUCGGCACCACUGUUCACCAUUCCCACUGAUUCAAGCACGGAAAAUAGCGUUGCAACGGCGGAUAUGCACUCGCAACUGACCGCAGUCGAACGCACACAGAUGGGUGCAAACCAGGGCCAUGUCUGUGAUCCGUUCAAACAGACUAGUGAUGCAGUACUAAAGAAUACGCAUAUUCCAAUUGGCGUUGUUUUUCUGGCAGGUGUUAUCAGACUGACGGACGGAACCAGUGUUCCUCUUUCGGAUCUGCCCGUCAUCGUAAACUCCACUGCUAUAGAACUCGAGUGCCCCGUGGGGGUUGUAGGUACAAUGCGCAUGCGGGCUCAGCUGCUGACAAGGUACACACUCACACCCACGACCGAUGAGACAACACAUGACAUCCAUGUGCAAAUGACGGUGGUUAACAGCAGACAGCCGCUGGCCGGCAGUGCGGGACACGCCAUUAUGUGUGACGGAAAGAACGACUAUCUGUACGCCCCCUACUUCCGCUGGCCGUCGAAGAACUACCUGGGCAACGACGGUACUGUGCGAACAGGCGGAGGCCCUAUCACUGUGGAGGGCUGGGUGUUCCUGAUCAAGGACUUCUCGGCUGACAGUGCGCUGUGGUCCAUCGGCCUUGGCGAGCAGACCAAAGACUGGGUCGACAACUGGAAUCCGUACCGUAAAACGGGGCGGUUUUACAUGAGCAUCCCAGGGCCUUCACGCCAACAAGAGUUUCGCUUUGACGUUGGUAGUCUAUCGCGCGCGUCGGGUAGUACUACCGCCAUGGGAGGACAAUGGCUCCAUUUUGCAGCUGUGCAUACGCAGGUGUCUGGCAACUUCUCGCGCGUUUACAUCAACGGAGAGCUCGUUACAGAUGCGUACCACGACCACUUGGGCGUAGGCAUCCCCACAGCCGGUGAGACCUCAUACCACGACAGCACGCGCCGUGUGGAAGGCUUCUCCGUGUGCUCGUGGAUGUUCUGGAGUGGCGUGUUUCAUACUGGCGCCGUCGAUGAGAUUAGGAUAUGGAACUAUACCCGCACCCAG